CACUAUCAGAGGCACCUGCUUGGGGCAAUGAAAUUCCUCGGUUACAUGUUGGUUUAUCGCCGGCUUCUCCUUGUGGUUUUCACUCUUUUGGUUUUACUGCCAUUGCCUGUCAUCCUCCGCAGCAAGGAAGCAGAAUGUGCCUACACACUCUUUGUCAUUGCCAUAUUUUGGCUCACAGAAGCUUUACCUCUGUCGGUAACAGCUUUGCUGCCUGGUUUAAUGUUCCCCAUGUUUGGGAUCAUGCCUUCUAAGAAGGUAGCAUCUGCUUAUUUCAAAGAUUUUCACCUUCUGCUAAUUGGAGUCAUCUGUUUAGCAACUUCAAUAGAAAAAUGGAAUUUGCACAAGAGGAUUGCUCUGAGAAUGGUGAUGAUGGUCGGUGUGAACCCUGCGUGGCUGACUUUGGGGUUCAUGAGCAGUACUGCCUUCUUAUCCAUGUGGCUCAGCAAUACUUCAACUACGGCCAUGGUGAUGCCCAUCGCAGAGGCUGUGGCACAGCAGAUCAUCAGUGCAGAAGCAGAGAUCGAAGCCACUCAGAUGACUUACUUCAACGGAGCUACCAACCAUGGACUAGAAAUUGAUGAAUGUGUUAGUGGACAUGAAACAAAUGAGAGGAAAGAGAAAAUAAAUCCAGUUCCACGAUACAGUAAUGGUACAGGGAAGAUUUCAAGCAAGAUGGAGGUGGAAAAGAACUCAGGCACAGGAACUAAAUAUCGAACAAAGAAAGACCACAUGAUGUGUAAACUUAUGGGUUUGUGCAUUGCUUACUCUUCUACCAUUGGUGGACUCACAACGAUCACUGGGACCUCCACCAACUUGAUAUUCACUGAGCAUUUCAAUACACGCUAUCCUGAUUGUCGCUGCCUCAACUUUGGAUCAUGGUUCCUAUUUUCCUUCCCAGUUGCAAUUAUUUUACUACUCUUGUCCUGGAUCUGGCUUCAGUGGUUUUUCCUAGGAUUCAACUUUAAAGAGAUGUUCAGCUGUGGAAAAGCCAGAACAGUUCAACAAAAAGCUUGUGCUGAGGUGAUAAAGCAAGAAUACCAAAAACUUGGGUCCAUAAGAUAUCAAGAAAUUGUGACUUUGGUCCUCUUCAUUGUAAUGGCUCUGCUGUGGUUUAGUCGAGACCCUGGGUUUGUUUCUGGUUGGUCUGCACUUUUUUCAGAGUACUCUGGUUUUGCUACAGAUUCAACUGUGGCCUUACUUGUAGGACUCCUAUUCUUUCUUAUCCCAGCUAAGAAGCUGACUAAAACUACACCAACAGGAGAAAUUGUUGCUUUUGAUUACUCUCCACUGAUUACCUGGAAGGAAUUUCAGUCAUUCAUGCCCUGGGAUAUAGCAAUUCUUGUCGGCGGAGGGUUUGCGCUGGCAGAUGGUUGUGAGGAGUCAGGGCUAUCUAAAUGGAUAGGAAAUAAAUUAUCUCCUCUGGGUUCACUACCAGUAUGGCUGAUAAUUCUGAUAUCAUCUUUGAUGGUCACGUCUUUAACUGAAGUAGCCAGCAAUCCAGCUACCAUUACCCUUCUUCUCCCAAUAUUAUCUCCAUUGGCUGAAGCCAUUCAUGUGAACCCUCUUUUGAUUUUGAUACCUUCUACUCUGUGUACUUCAUUUGCAUUCCUUCUACCAGUAGCAAAUCCAUGUAAUGCUAUUGUCUUUUCCUAUGGCCAUCUGAAAGUCAUUGAUAUGGUUAAAGCUGGACUUGGUGUGAAUAUUGUUGGUGUUGCCGUGGUGAUGCUUGGCAUGUACACCUGGAUUGUACCCAUGUUUGACCUCUACACUUAUCCUUCUUGGGCUCCUGUGAUUAGUAAUGAAACCAUGCCAUGAUAUGCACAAAAGUUCUGACUAUCUUGUGGUAACUUUUGGAAAGCAUUACUAAUUCAUUGCACAAUGUGACUCUAACUGAUGAGACAUUUAAAUCAGUUAUGGUGUAGCUGCUGCAAUUCCGGGAAUAUUCAAAACCUGCUGUUAUAACUCAGAGUUCAUAUUCUUUUUGAGAUGCAACCAAAGAGCAUCUAAGUGCCUUCAUCAAGAAACCUAUCGUUGA
Carlito syrichta (Philippine tarsier) is the source of this 2035-nucleotide messenger RNA. It is a transcript of the gene SLC13A1, whose product is annotated as solute carrier family 13 member 1. Gene Ontology annotation, cellular component: membrane. Lineage: Eukaryota; Metazoa; Chordata; Mammalia; Primates; Tarsiidae. The transcript has 15 exons. Gene Ontology annotation, biological process: monoatomic anion transmembrane transport. The record is from RefSeq and is a predicted model, not a curated record. Gene Ontology annotation, molecular function: sodium:sulfate symporter activity. The coding region runs from base 28 to 1815 and encodes 595 amino acids.